CAGUCCACAAGAAUGCUAACUCAGAAUGGAAAUGCAGGAACUGCAAUGUUGUUAAUGUUUGACCAGCAAGCCACGGUGCUAAGUACAAAAAUUUGUUUGUUCUUGUCCUGGAAAGUUGCACUGAAAAGCUUUUCAGAAUUAUAUCACUAAGUGCAGCUUAUUUUUCUACUUCUCUGAGUUUUGGAACAGGAUAGGGUGUAAAUGGACUUGUCUACUCUGAGUUUUACAUUGGUAACACCAAUGCGUCUGUAAGCAAUAGCAACCAGUGGGAGUGCCAGUGCAAUUAAUGCGCCAGUGAUUUUAUUUCUGGAUCACAUAGUUCUGCCUUGGGUAUGGUUAGAAAAUGCAUGUGCCACCCACUGACAUUGCUAAUGGGAGGUACCUAAGUGCAGACGGCAGAGGUUGGAGAUUCGCUUGCUUGUGAUUGAACAUGGCAGGGGACGUGAAAAGAUUCACACGCAUGCUACUGGAAUGCAACAGCAAUGACAAGCUCUGUGUUGUGCGUGAAUAUCAGACCGAAGUGAUUGUUGUCCCAGCUCUCCUUGUGGGUUUUUUUGUCAUCCUGCUAACCGUGAUCCUUUGGCUCCAUUGUCGAGGCUUGCGAACAAAGCAGGAGGAAUCAUCACCAUCUGGACAACAAGUGAAUGACAGGAACCAGCAGGAAUCUAGCUCACCAGAGAACCACUAUAUACAGUUGAGUGAAACAUCUGUGGAGAGCCUGCUAAGUUCUGCAUCCCUGACUCUGAAAGAACUGGAGAUACCACGAGAGAAACUCUUACCAGGCACCUUCCAGGUGAUAAAACAUGGCCGCUAUGGGAGCAUCUACAGAGCAGAAUUGGAAACUGGAAACCCUGGGAAGACUACGACUGUCAUAUUGAAAGCCUUACAAGAUCUGGCUGGUCCCCAGGAAGUAAAGGAUUUCCUGGGAAGGAUUAAAUUCCAUCAAAAUCUUGGCCAUCAUGAGAACCUGGCUGAAUUGGUUGGAUGCUGUGUAGACCGGUUCCCACUUUAUAUGAUCAUGGAAGACGUAUCUCUUGGUGACCUGCUGACAUUUCUAUGGACAUGUCGGAAGGAUGUAAUGACAAUGAAUGGUAUCCCCUAUGACCUCACUGAGAGGCAAGUAUAUGAAGUCGGACAGCAAGUUGCAGCAGCUCUGGCAUACCUUGAACAGAAGAAAUUGUUCCAUGGUGACAUUGCUGCCAGGAAUGUCCUCCUUCAGAACAGCUUCACUGCCAAGCUGUGUGGUUUGGGGCUGGCCUAUGAAGCUCAUGCAUAUGGUGCCAGCUCAGUCACAGGGAUGGUACCAGUAAAGUGGCAGGCACCAGAGCGGCUCCUGAAGAAACCCCCUAGCAUUAAGGCAGACAUCUGGUCUUUUGGAAUUCUGCUGUAUGAAAUGAUUACAUUAGGUGCUCCACCAUAUCCUGAGGUACCACCUUCUGACAUCUUGCCAUACCUGCAGAGACGGAACAUUAUGAAACAGCCUUCAAGCUGCCAGCAAGCCAUGUACAACAUCAUGAAGUCCUGCUGGCAGUGGAAUGCAACUGACAGACCUUCUCCUGCGGACCUGAUCCAGUUGCUACAGAAAGCUGUAAAGACCAGCAAUGACCAUGCAGUACUGCAGGUGCCUGAGCUAGUGGUGCCAGAACUCUAUGCUAGUGUUGCUGGUGUUGCAGUAGACAGCCUAGUGAGUGAAUACACUGUACUCUGAAGGACCCUUUCCCAUAUUGGUAAAGGAGUCAUCUCUGAAUUUGCCCUUUCUAGACAGUUUGCAAGCUCAGAAUGAGGUGUGUAUGUUGUGAGGGAUCUCUUUUUUUUCAGUCACAUGAUACAUUUCAGAUCUCUCCUCCAUACCUGAAACAAUGAACUACUACUAGUAGUAAUAUUAAAUCACCUCGUUGAUACCUCUGUGAUAGUGGUCAUUUGGAAGCAAAGUGGGUCUAGGAAGCUGUAGCAAAUGGAAUGACAAAUUUCAGUUGAAGGAUAUUUUGGGAAAUAUAUCCUCUGUUGCUGUCCCAUAAAACUGCAUCAUUUAGAAUAUGUUUCUGAGUUGUAUUCAGAAGAGGAGGUGUCCUGGGAAAUAGGGUAUGGGGCGCAAUCCUAUUAGAAAAAGUGAACUGAGUAGGUAACAUAAAUGGGUGGUUUUCUGUCCAUUACUUACACAUUCUCCAAGGACCUAUUCAAGUUAGUUGCAUUCUUGCCUGUUAAGUGUUCAAUAAAUGUCUCAUAAAUGCAUAAUGUUAAGUGUCCAAUGAAUUGAUAAUUUCAGAACAAACUGAAGACUUGCAGCAUCCUACAAAGCCAAAACUAGGUUUGUUAGCCACAUAGGAUGCACGUCUAGAAGAAAAAAAAAUGAAGAAAAAAGGUUAUGUGAAUAAAAGCUAAUCAAUGGCUCUUCUGAAGGGGAGUAUUCAUCCUGCAGGAAAUAUUCAACCAUCAGUAGUACAUCAGUAUGGGGGUGGUUAUAUACUAAGAAUAUAUAGCUGUACAAAAGAGCUUAGGUUCUUUUUUUUCCAUCAAAAUUUAUUAAUCCUCCCAAGAAAAUGUAAUUGAAGUUUUCUCCUCUAAAUGUAAAAUAACAUCAGUAAAAUGUGUUUGUUUGCUUGUUUUUUCCCUGUAUGGUGUAGGCUUUUAACAAAACUGUUUACUUCCAGAAAUAAAGGUAAAUUUGUUUU
Messenger RNA from Oxyura jamaicensis (ruddy duck), 2672 nucleotides. It is a transcript of the gene STYK1, whose product is annotated as serine/threonine/tyrosine kinase 1. The record is from RefSeq and is a predicted model, not a curated record. The transcript has 10 exons. Gene Ontology annotation, biological process: positive regulation of kinase activity; cell surface receptor protein tyrosine kinase signaling pathway; multicellular organism development. Gene Ontology annotation, molecular function: transmembrane receptor protein tyrosine kinase activity; ATP binding. Gene Ontology annotation, cellular component: signaling receptor complex. The coding region runs from base 431 to 1708 and encodes 425 amino acids. Lineage: Eukaryota; Metazoa; Chordata; Aves; Anseriformes; Anatidae.